AUGGCUGACAUCAAGGAAGGCGACGCAAAAACAGGCGUCAAGGCUUCUGUCGAACCGCUGCUUGGAGCUUCGUCGAUUGAAGAACCAGUAAUCUCACAGCGUCCGAAUCGAGAUGUCAAGAACGCAAUUUGGGCAAUUGUCACUGGAGUUGCUCUACCAUGUAUCCCGAUCAUAGUGGUCCUCGUCCUCCUCAUCUACCUCAUUUACAAACAUAAGCUGGACCUUUGGUCUGGAUAUGUCGAGCUUCUUCCUUCCGGUACUAUCACCAAUGCUAGCAAUGGUGCUCUAAGCGCACUUUCGGAUCUCAGACAUAAUGGAGGAAAGGCCGCAUAUAUUGUGCAGUACAAUCCCUCAACAUUGACGACAAUUGCAUCGUGGACGAGUCGGAUCAUUCCGUAUCUCACAAGCUCCAUUAUGGCCUUGGUGGCUUUCUUCGCUGCAAGAUAUCUCGUUCAACAAUCCAAAAGAGGCGACGAUGCUGUCCUUCCAAAUCCUGAGCAGCUUACCUUGUUGAUCGGACUGCUUGGUGGGAGUGGCGUGGACUCGAUCAAGGAUACCCUGUUUCAUAGAUGGCUCAAGAAAGAAAGGCUCAUUCAUCCAGUCCCUGCUGUCUUCUGGGUUUUGUUGUUCAUCACUUUUCUGAAUAUAUUGAUACCGGCUGUCGACACCUGGUUCGGUAUUGCCACCCACCCAAUUACCAUAGACAUACUGAGCAACACCACUACCAAGCAAAACUUCGGUCGACAACUCUACACUCAGGGAGAAAAUGCUACAUGCACCAAUGGUCCGCGCACCAACACCUCUUUCAACUGGGGUAUCAACACUUAUUGGCCAUGUAGCAUUCUGCUGGCAGGAAAAAGCCUUGAAAAUCUUGUGGCCGUUCAAGAUCCCACCGACUCCACAUUGUUGCAAUUGGGACUUCCAACAUCAACAAAGCUCAGCAAUUAUUCCGUUGGGUCCACACACUGGAUCUUCUACACUGACUCGAAAAUGGGCAGGUCGCUCGAUUUCAUCGCUUCGGCGCCAGCUGUGAGCACACAAUGCAGACCAAUGACUCGCCUUUGUGAGCAGGGCUACAACAACGAGACAUUUACUUACGACUGCACCAGCGGAUUUCGCAUCAACAUGACCAGUCCAUGGCCAUACACUCUGAGCAACGAGACCGCACCCAUUGAUGACCCAUCUCUUUCUCUUAGCGAAGCCACCCUCACCGGCAUUGCCUUUGGUUCAGAUGCUGAAUUGAGCACUACUCCAGGCCUGGUGCAGAACGCCAGCCUUGGUGGCACUGGGUUUGGACCCAUUACCUGGCCGGAGAUAAUCCCGUCUAAUCCAGCUUACUUCGGAACAUGGGCCCGAAACUAUCCUGGACUACUCUCCAUCAGUGAUGAACUCGUCACUGACCCAGAGCUUGACUAUAGCGGAUCAGGAGUUCAAUGGUUCCUCAACUGUACCACCACAGUCGCCAAUGUGACCUAUGCCUGGACGAACGGCAGCAUCCAAUCCUUCAACACCGAACUUGUCUCACCGGAAAUGGCGGCUCUGUUUACUGGGCCAUUCUCCCUGAUUGGUCUGACUGAGGGAUACAAGGACGUAUUGAAAUCGACAAUGUCCACCAUUGCACGAACAGCAGCACUCUCCGACACUAUGGACCAACUCGCCAACACAUGGGCACUCGAGUUCUCCCGAAACGCCAUGGCGUUAAGUAUCGGUGCAUUCACGCCGCUCCAGACCGUAUUGGAACAACAGCGCACUCAAGCCGUCAUAGUGACCCGCGUCCCCCUCGGCCCAUUAUUUCUCCUCAUCGCCCUAAAACUCGUGUAUGUGGUAGCGGUGAUCGGCCUGGCCAUCGGCGCCUACGCAUUCACACACCCGUCGGAAACCGAAGUCGUGAAGGAACAGCUCUCGACCAAGGGUCUCGCGGCCGCGCAUUUCGACCAGCCGCAGCUCCUGCAGAGCAACGCGGUCAAGGCGACGCAAGAGCAUUUCGACCGACAUAUCAACAAAAGAAGCGAUAGAGACCCUGGCUCCUCCACGGCCGAUGAGCCGAAGCCUGGGAUCUCAAGAGCGAAGACUCUGCCCCGUGACCUCGACGGCGGUAAAGCACGCGUGGGUCUAGCGCCAGACCCUGAAGGGACGUGGAAGUUCAUCAUGCUGGCCAACGGCGUGUGGCAUAGUAUCGAGCCCAUCGUCAAGACGUUCGCUGUGAAUGAGGCCAAGGCUGGGAAUCUUGGAGGUGCCAGUGGAAUUAUCGCGGGCUGGAAGUGA
Messenger RNA from Exophiala bonariae, 2265 nucleotides. RefSeq lists its product as uncharacterized. The coding region runs from base 1 to 2265 and encodes 754 amino acids. NCBI's taxonomy places the organism in Eukaryota, Fungi, Ascomycota, Eurotiomycetes, Chaetothyriales, Herpotrichiellaceae. The record is from RefSeq and is a predicted model, not a curated record. The transcript has 2 exons.